This is a messenger RNA of Penicillium pulvis, 1497 nucleotides long. Its product is annotated as aldehyde dehydrogenase family protein. The record is from RefSeq and is a predicted model, not a curated record. Lineage: Eukaryota; Fungi; Ascomycota; Eurotiomycetes; Eurotiales; Aspergillaceae. Gene Ontology annotation, molecular function: aldehyde dehydrogenase (NAD+) activity. The coding region runs from base 1 to 1497 and encodes 498 amino acids. The transcript is spliced from 2 exons.
AUGACAUCGAACGGUUCGUUCACCAAUGGUGCUGAUCCCCAAAGCCUCACCUUUCAAACCAAGCUUUUCAUCGGUAACAAGUACGUCCCUACCAAAUCCGGCCAGUUUUGGACGGUUCGAAACCCGACCGAUGACUCUGUUGUCACAGAAGAGGUCCACUGUGCCGGGGAAGAGGACGUUGAUGAUGCAGUGGCAGCAGCCAAACAUGCGUUCGAAGAGACUUGGGGUAAGAUGGCCAGCAGCGAGCGUCAAAAAAGAAUGCUCAAACUUGCCGAUCUACUCGAUAGAGAUUAUCUUACCCUUGUGAAGCUCGAAAGCAUUGCAAUGGGACAGCCACUUGCCUUUGGCGCUGUACUCGGGGGACGCCUGGGAUCCAUGGUCCGGUAUUAUGCCGGGUGGUGCGAUAAGCUUCCAGGAGAGCUACAGCCCGAGGAUGGUGAUGGUCGAUUCAAACUGGUACGCUACCAGCCUUUGGGUGUCUGCGCUGGUAUUGCUGCAUGGAAUGCCACCCUGGCUUUCUUCUGCAUGAAAACCAUGCCCGCUAUUGCAGCUGGAAACACAUACAUAUUCAAAUCUUCAGAAAAAUCACCUCUAGGGUCCCUGGCCCUCGGGGAAUUAGUCAAAGAAGCCGGUUUCCCUCCAGGGGUUAUCAAUAUCAUAUCAGGUCCUGGGUCGACAGGGGCGCUACUUGCUUCCCAUAUGGACAUCAAAAAGAUUAGCUACACAGGCUCCGUGAAUGCCGGACGCAAAGUCCAAGUCGCUGCAACAAAUAGUAACCUUAAACGCGUUACUCUCGAACUUGGAGGUAAAUCGCCGUCGAUCAUCUUUUCUGAUGCGGAUCUGGAAAACGCCCUUGAGAAUUCCUCUCAGAACUUUCUGCUUAACUCCGGUCAGAUCUGCGUUGCUGCGACAAGGCUUUUCAUCCAUGAAGAUAUCUCCGAAAGAUUUGCGAAAGAGCUGAAGGCUCGCUUCGAGAUGUUUAAAAAUACUAUGGGAGAACCUCUGGCAGAAAAGACAUUCCUUGGCCCACUGGCCGAUAAGGCGCAGACAGAGCGCGUCCAGGCUUUCUUCAAGCAAGGUAAUAAAGAUGGUGUUGAGUUCCUCACAGGUGGGAAAAUUAAUGGUAAUUUCGUCGAACCAACGAUAAUGAAGAACCCUCCACUUGACUCGUCUGUCUGGAAGGAAGAGAUAUUUGGUCCGGCUUUGGGAAUCAGAACCUUCAAAUCCGAAGAAGAGGCCAUUCGACUUGCAAACGACACCAGCUAUGGCUUAUCUGCCUGCGUCUACACAAGUGAUAUUGCGCGUGCACUGAGAGUUUCUGGACUACUCGAGGCUGGAACGGUGGCCAUCAACUCCAACUACAUGCCAGGAGCUACCGUCCCGUUUGGAGGGUGGAAAGAAAGCGGGAACGGGGGACGUGAGGGUGGAUUCGCGGCUAUAAAAAGCUAUCUGGAAGCCAAAACCAUCACCAUCAAUAUGGAUGUUGGACCCAGAUAG